Messenger RNA from Dentiscutata erythropus, 330 nucleotides. The record is from the annotation of a GenBank genome assembly. NCBI's taxonomy places the organism in Eukaryota, Fungi, Glomeromycota, Glomeromycetes, Diversisporales, Gigasporaceae.
AUGUCUGUAUAUCGGGAAUGUAGAGAACGUGGUGAAUAUAUGAAAUUGAAAUGCGCUCCAAUGGAUUAUAUUUGUCAAUGCGAUGCUCUUAAAGCAAUUCAACUUUGUUUUUUGCAAUGUGCCGACGAUAUAAAUAUUUCGAAUGAAGGAAAAGCUUACGAACCUGCCGUCGCUCAAAUUUGUUCACUCGGUACCAGCCAAAGUCUUACAAAAUAUCCUACACCUACAUCUACAGUUAGCCUUGCAACCACAUCAUCGAACCCUCCAAGCUUAACCAAGGAUAAUAUGUCUGCAACACAAAAUUCUUUACCAAAAAACACAGAACGCUUC